AAGUUUACUGGCCCCCAAAAAUGUCGUUCAUUUUCUUUCAUGGUGAUUUUGCUGUGAAAACAAGACAAUACGUGCAACACCUGAGAGUGACACUUUUCGGAUCGUGCGUUUCCAUUUCUAAUGGUGUAACCCAGCCUCUCCCGUAGCAGACGAUGCGCCAUUGUAAACAUAAACAGUGAUGUUGAUGUUGCUGAGCCACUCUCGAGUCGGGCGUCGCUUGGUUGGCCUCGCGUUGUUGCGUUUUAGUACUGAGCCGGGGCGUUUCCUGGAGAAACGCACAAUAUCGUCGUUUAGGAGUUGUUAGCGUGACACCUAGGACGUGUUCUUGUUGCCUCUGAUGUGCGUCCUUCAUCGGCUCCAUAUUGUCGCGGGCUGUAGGGGCAGGAUUUUCGUAGCAACCACGCUCCCAGUAUAGAUUGUAAUGGCUGAGGGUGAUGAAGACAAAGAAGCAGAUGUCGGUAAACCAUCUGCUAAGCGAUCCUUGGAUCAUGUUCCUCUUAAAAUAAUAAUUAAACGGCAUAGACCUAAUAGCAAUGCCACAGUUGAAAAUGUGCCCCCUCUUGCACCACCGAAAAGCAAGGCCACUGUUACAGUUAAAAGUGUGCCGCCAAGUGUACCGUUCCCUGUACCAAGCCAUCCUCCUAAUAGGAUAAUUAAAUCUAAUGGGAUUUUGCCAAAACUGUUACUAUCAAAGUACGCUGGCUUAGCCCAGCUGAUGACAGCAUUUGAGGCAGAAAAGCCAAAAUGUUUACAAGAAGUUUGGCAUUCUGUUCAGAAUCGUCAAUGGGAAGAUGAUGAAGAGGACUCUUCCAAAUCAAACAGAAAAAGAUUGAUGCAGCAGUAUAUUUCAUCUGGUGCCUGUGACUUUGGUGAUGAUUGUGAAAUGCCAUGGCUUCAUCCAGCAAUUGAUGUAAUUUUUUUGGAAAACUUAUCAAAGGAACAACCCUGUGUUUCCCCUAGCAAAGAGGUGGUAGAAGACAAGUCUAUUGAAUCUAGAACUGAAUUCAAAGUAUGUGAAGAAGGAACUGAAGAUAGUGAAGAUGUUAUUGUCUCUGACUGGCGGUUUGGUCCUGCUCAGUUAUGGUAUGAUCGGUUGGAAUCAACUGACUUCAAAAAUUUUACCUAUGGAUUCAAAUUAAAAGAUAAGCCUGAAGACUGUGUUAGUCAAGAUAAGGUUUUCCCUGACGAUGCUUUCCUUAUGGUAAACCAGCUUGAGUGGGAGAAAGACGUCAUUUGGAAUUGUAGUGACAAAACACAAGAGGAUCUGAAACAAAUGAAAUUAAAAUGGGUGAAAGUAGGUGGAAAGUCACAACCCGAUAAAAGUUUCAUAGGUUCCCAUUACACUAUGCAGCACCGAUUACCGGGAUACUUACAAGGUCCAAGAGGCCGUAGUCUUUUCCCAAACAGACCAUUUGUUUUUAAAACUCCUUACUGUAUGCCAAUUCCUACAUCUAAGGAAGGAAAUGAUGACAAUUCCUCAAAGGCCAUUCUUCCAUUUGAAAAUGAGGAUUUGACUUCAGGGUUGUGGGAAAAAGAGGUCAUAUGGGAUGCUGAAAAUAUGCCAGAAAUUCCAAAACCUAGGCUACCAACACUAGACCCAAGUGAUGACAAUCUCAUUCUGGGAGUACCAGAAGAUGUUUUUGAUGCACAUCAAUCAUGGUCUACUCAACAAAGUAGUGUAAUCAAACUGUCUCAUCCACGGAUAAAAAGCUCAAAAAUAGUCAUUGGGAAGACUGGAAUUAGGAUUAUUAGUGAAGAUGAUGAACCACGGUACUCAUUUGAAGACCCCUUUAAUGUGUCAAAUGAUAGCUAUUAUGCCAUCAAAUCUUCCGAUACAUCACUAAGAUUAAAACCCAUAGGAAAAAUCAUUCAACAUUCAACCCCAGCCUUAGAGUUGAGACCGCCUUUCAUACCAACUCACUUUAGUGUUGUACGGCUGCAAAACUUCCACAGGCCCUCAUUGAAAAGAUAUUCUCAUGGUCGUCUUGCAAAUCCUGUUUCUCAUCCAGUAUUCUCAUUGAGCAAAGAGAUCAGCUUGAAAGCUCAGGCUAGAGAAGAAGAAAGACAAGCUUCUGGUGGAGGUGAUGUGUUUUUCAUGCGAGAACCAGAUGAUUUAUCUGGAAGAGAUGGUGACCUUGUACUUGUAGAGUUUAGUGAGGAGCAUCCAUUGAUUAUGAAUGAGUGUGGCAUGUGUUCUAAAGUUAUAAAUUAUUAUAAACGCAAGGCCAGCAAAGAUCAAGGCCCUCCCCCUCAUAAGUAUGGAGAUGUUGUGUACCCCCAUACAUCACCAUUUUUGGGUGUUCUCUCCCAAGGUCAAUGUGUUCAGGCAGUUGAGAACAACCUUUUCCGUUGUCCCAUUUUUGAACAUAAAAUACAAGAAACAGACUUUCUGGUUAUUAGAACUCGACACAGUUUCUCUAUCCGAGAGGUUGAUGCUCUAUUUGUGGCUGGCCAACAGUGUCCCUUAUAUGAAGUGCCUGCACCAAAUUCAAGAUGUGCAACAAAUUUCACAAGAGACUUUCUCCAGCUCCAUAUAUUUAGAAUGUUUCUCAACUGUCCAGACAAACCACAGUGGGUGAAAAUGGAAGAAAUAAAAAGGGCAUUCCCAGAUAUUAAUGAUUUGAAUAUUAGGAAAUGCUUGAAAUUAUGCUCAGAUUUUAAAAGAGUUGACUUUAUGGAUUCUAAUUGCUGGGUCUUAAGACCUGACUUCCGUUUACCCAGUGAGGAAGAAUUGAGAAGUAUGGUGACUCCAGAACAAUGCUGCGCCCAAUUCAGCAUGCUGGCAGCCCUGCAAAGACUCAAGGAUGCUGGUUAUGGAGGCAAUAUGCUUUUCGUGCCACCUGAAGAAGAAGAUGAUGAUGAUGAAGGACUGCAACUAAAAAUAGAUGACGAAGUUAAAGUGGCUCCAUGGAACUUGACAAGAGGAUUCAUUCAGUCAAUGAAUGGCAAAUGCCUAUUGGAUUUGACUGGUAUAGCAGAUCCUACUGGCUGUGGUGAAGGGUUUUCUUAUCUGACGCGAUCCAACAAACCAAAGAAGCAGCUUGUAGUAGAAGAUUCUUCUACUAAUAUUGCACGUGAAAAGCCAUCUGUGACCAAUGCUAAGGUACUUCUGAAAAAGAUGGGUGUUCCUGAUAAAGAGAUUAAAAGACUUUCUCCUUGGGAACUUAUAGAGAUUGCUCGUACAGCUUCAAAGAAAAAAGGUAGAGGACGAGGUAGAGUUGCCAAGGGGCCCAAAGUUAGACCAAUGACUACAGCUGAGCAUGUUGCCAAAUACAAAGAAGAGUGUCAAAGAAUAUUUGACCUUCAAAAUCAAACUUUGCAGUCAAAUGAAGAAUUGUCAUCAGAUGAGGAGGACGUGACUGAUGAUGAUGGAUCUGAUGUAGAGGAAAUGGGCAAAGUUCUAGAAAAACUAAUUUCUAAUGGAAGGAGCUUUUCUGAGCUUCGCACUGAAAAUGAAGAGAAAGAAAGAGAAGACCUCGUUAAAAUGAUGAUGGAUGAAAAUGCCCCAAAGCAGAGCACCAGCAAAGACAAAAAGAAAAAGCAUGAUCUGAAGGAUGCUCAUAGUGGACCACAACCUGAUCGAGUGUUGAAAAUAAAUCGAACAUUCCGGGAUUCCAAUGGGAAAGAAUAUACCCGCGUCGAGUUUGUUAGGAAAAGUUCUGUUAUUGAUAUUUAUCUAAAGAUCCGUGCUACCAAAGAUGAAGCAUUCAUUAGUCAGUUUGCAGCACUAGAAAGUGCGGAAAAACAGAAAAUGUUACGAGAAAAGCGUAAUAUUGAAACUCAGCUUCAGAGGAUUAAACAGCGUGAGCAAAUUCUAGGCCUUAAGCAAGAUUCAAGUAAGGCUAUGUCAGAACCAGGAUCUGUUAUGAAGUCCCAUGAAGACAAUCUAGUUCAAGGAGUGGAAAGCACUUCAAAAGCCUUCAUCAGUCCGCCAAACAAGAAAUCAAUGAACUCGCGUAUUGACCCUAAGCGAAGAUGUAGGGCUUGUGGUAAUCCUGGUCAUAAAAAGGGCAAUAAGGCCUGUCCUCAGUACUUUGGACCUCUAAAUGUGGCAAUGACUGAAGAAGAAGAGGAAGAAUAUCAGAAACAGAUGAAUGUUGACGAUCAGAAUCUCAUAAAUGUUGAUGGCACUAAACUGAAACUUAGUGUGAAGCUCAUUAAGAGAGCUGAGGAAAUGAAAAAGAAAACACUAGUUCUACGAGUUCCAAAAGACCUAGUCCGCAAACGCAAACGGGCUAUGAUUGACCAACAUUGUGACUAUUUAGAAAAAUAUCAAAGGCCUGUUAAUCGCCGACGAGUAGAUCCUUUAAUUCUCCUUUCUAAUGCUUUUGAAGGAAUUUUAAAUGAGAUGAGAGAUUUACCCGAUAGUGAUCCAUUCCAUUUUCCAGUUAAUGCCAAGGUUUUACCACAUUAUUAUACACUUAUUUCACGUCCCAUGGAUCUCCAAACUAUCAGAGAAAACAUAAGACAGAGAAAAUAUAGAAGUAGGAAGGAUUUCUUAGAGGAUGUCCACCAAAUUGUUCAGAACUCCUCAACUUUUAAUGGCCCUGACAGCUCAUUCACCAUCAAUGCGGGUAAAAUGCUCAAUUUGUGUGUUAAGAGGAUGGGCCAGCAGGAGGAGGAACUGAUAAGACUGGAAGAGACAACAAAUCCUGAAGAAGAUGAUGAUAAAGAUCAUAGUACUGUGCCUCAAAAUACUACAUUGUCUGCCCCAUGUGUUUCUGGGGGCAAAGCUAUUGUUGAUCUCUCAAUAAGUGAGUCAGAAGAUGAAACAGAAUUGGAGGCAGGGUAUUUAGAUGGGAGGGCAUGCUCUGUUGUGCCUUAGGUGCUGUGAUGCUGUAAUUCUUCAGGUUACUGAAAAUGAAAAUAUCUGUGAUGUAUGACCUUGACGCUAGUGCGUCAUGUUUUAUGUGAAACUUCUUUGAUGCACAUAGCCUGAUUCAAACCUCUACUUCCUGUGAAGCGUGUUGUACCUGUCUCAUUUCUAUGAUUUCAUUGAACUCAGCUAAACCUCCAAAAAAAUUUUGCUACUGUAUCAGAAAUAGGAUUGAUAAUUUGAAUGUUUAUUGUUGAGGCGGUAUAUUUAAACAUUUUCUAUCUAAUUCUAUUUAUCUUAACUUAACAGGCACACAACCUAUUUUCUUCUUAUAAUUUUGUACUUCCUUCUGUUUUGUGUCUCUUCUUCUCCUGUAAUUAGCAUCACAUAAUCCCCAUCCAAUAUUUUCUGAUUGUUGAUACACCAAACCCUAUAAUUUUUUAGUUGCAUCAGACAAGUCUUUUUUUUCUUUUCUUUUUAGUUUUUAUUUUCUGUUACUAGUAUUUUAUAAAAAAUUACCAAUGUUCUGAAUGCAUUAAGAAAUGAAGUUUCUUACAAUUUGGCAUUCUAGCUUUUGUGAUAACCUUUUAAGUAAUUAUAAACCUUGACUAUAACUAUUUUUAUGUAGUUUGCUCAUUGUUGUUUAUUUUGUGAAGAUAUGAAUACUAGUUAAACCUCCUGUUGUUAUUUGCAUAGAUGUGUGAUUACCAAUGUAAAAGCAUAUGCAAGUUCUCUGUGAGAAAUGUAAGAAAAUUUCAAAUUCCCCAUGGGAAAGUGCAGAUAUAACCAUCUUUAGUUUUGUCUUAAUUAAGGACAGAGCUGUUAUACAAUCCAUGAAAAUACAAAAAAAAAUGAAUCCCAAGGCAAACCUUUAUUUUGCAAGCAGUUAAUUUAGAGUCAAUAAUUUUUGUGACAAUGAUCUAAAGCUCUUGCUUAACAGAAAAUAUUGCACACUUUAGACAUAUCUAACAAAAAUUUUGGUAAUUGCCUCACAAGAUAUUUAAAGUGGCAUAUUUUUCUUCAGGAAGACAAAUUAUGUUGUUGGUAUUCCCAAUUACUGUCUGUUCCCCUUAACUCCAAAAUAGUGUGGCAGUUGUCUGCUGUCCUAAAAGUUGUUAAUUCAUAAAUUUCAUCAAAUAAAAUGCGUAUUUUCUAUAA
Frankliniella occidentalis (western flower thrips) is the source of this 5974-nucleotide messenger RNA. Its product is annotated as transcription initiation factor TFIID subunit 1. The record is from RefSeq and is a predicted model, not a curated record. Gene Ontology annotation, cellular component: transcription factor TFIID complex. Lineage: Eukaryota; Metazoa; Arthropoda; Insecta; Thysanoptera; Thripidae. The transcript is spliced from 24 exons. The coding region runs from base 422 to 4825 and encodes 1467 amino acids. Gene Ontology annotation, molecular function: RNA polymerase II general transcription initiation factor binding; histone acetyltransferase activity; RNA polymerase II general transcription initiation factor activity. Gene Ontology annotation, biological process: transcription by RNA polymerase II; RNA polymerase II preinitiation complex assembly.